GAAGAAAGUACCUGGCAUCUCUGGUCAGAGUUGUUUUUAUCUAUAGAAUUUGCAUCUUGAUGAGUAACAGAAGCUGACGAAAUCAGUGAAUUUUAACAGAAGUCUUGUGAAAAUGCACGGUCGUUUAAAAGUUCGCAGCAGUGCCGAAGAGGCUGCACGGAAACGAAAGGAACAGGAACAAAAGGCUCAGAAGUUCCGUGCCGGUAUGGGUCGAAUACUGAUGAAAAAAGUGGCAAAUGAGUUGGAUGACGAGAUGAUGGACCUAACAGGCAGAGUUUUGAGUGCUAAUCCGGACAUUGCCACACUGUGGAAUCUACGACGUCAGUGCCUACAGAAGAUUGCGUCCGAGGAUAAAGACAAUCAAGCCGUGUUCGAUAAAGAUCUAAGCUUCACAGAGAUGUGCCUGCAGGUGAAUCCAAAGUCCUACUGUGCUUGGCACCAUCGUUGCUGGGUGUUGGAAAAUGCCCCUACCCCGAAUUGGCAGAAGGAAGUUGAUCUGUGCACCAGAUAUCUUAAACUGGACGAACGGAACUUUCACUGUUGGGAUUAUCGACGUUAUGUAGUGGAGAAAGCCAAAAUUCCUUUGGAAAAAGAACUCGACUUUUGUACUGAGAAAAUUCAAAACAAUUUUUCCAAUUAUUCAUCCUGGCACUAUAGAAGCAAACUGCUGCCGGUCUUAUAUCCUAAUAGGGAAGACCCUUCGCGUCCUGUUAGUGAGGAAAAAUUGCGAGAAGAGUUGGAGCUGGUUUUAACAGCAGCCUUCACCGAUCCGAACGAUAGCAGCGCUUGGUUCUACCAACGUUGGUUACUUGGUUAUUCUCAGCCCGAGUUGGACAUUGCAGCGUUUCGACUAGAUACCGUAAGAAAAUUGGCAGUUAUAGCCUUUACUCGACCAGUCAAUUUGAAGCACAAGAACGUUACAUUAACGUUUGAUUUUGACAAGGAAAUAAAUCAAGGCUCGGACUGGCAACCAGUAGCUACGGAUGGGAGCCAUGCUGUCACGUGGCUAUUGGAAGGUUUGAAUACAACAUUUUCUGAUGAACAUGUAAGCUUUGUGAGUUUCAAGGAUGAGAAUGGGAAUUUGUACACAUUGGAAGUCCAACGACUUUCCGAAACUUCGCUAAUAGCCAUCAAACUACCGAAAUUUGAACAUGAGUUUAACGACGCAGUUUUGGAUGUUCUGAAGACACAGCUGGAUUCUUGCCAGCAGUUGCUAGAAUACGAACCGGACAGCAAGUGGACAUUGCUCACAGCAGCCCUACUGAUGAAGGCAAUCGACCGCAGGCGAUAUUACGACCACAUGCUUGCCUAUUUGGAAAAGCUUCAAACGGUUGAUCCGAUGCGACAAGGUUACUACCGAGAUCUAACUAGCCGAUGGAGUAUAGAAAAUCGUUUGGAGCGUUGGAUUGGCGCGAAUGGAAUACCGAAUGGUAAAUUGGAUCUGUCGGGUUUGAAGCUGGAACGUCUUUUCUACGAGCAGUAUCUGUCGGUCGCUGAGGAGAUUGAUCUCAGCAACAACCAGCUUACGCAUGGAAGUUUGGGCAAAUUAAGCUAUUUUUCGUUUUGUAAACGUCUCUCAUUGGAGAAUAGUUUUGAGAAUGCUGAAAAAGCUCAACCCGUGCUUAGACAACUUGGGUGGGACUGAAAAAUAUGGUUUGGGACGCUUCAGCAAUUAUCAAUCCGCGCCUGAAGUUUCUGUUGAUAGCGCAAAUAUAGCUUAGAGUGCAUCUAGCUUAAAGGAAAAUAACGUUAAUCAUGUGUGAGUGUAAAUGUGCUUUCAAUAAACGUUUAUGAA
Topomyia yanbarensis is the source of this 1795-nucleotide messenger RNA. It is a transcript of the gene RabGGTa, whose product is annotated as geranylgeranyl transferase type-2 subunit alpha. Gene Ontology annotation, biological process: protein geranylgeranylation. Bases 113 to 1645 code for a protein of 510 amino acids. NCBI's taxonomy places the organism in Eukaryota, Metazoa, Arthropoda, Insecta, Diptera, Culicidae. The transcript is spliced from 4 exons. The record is from RefSeq and is a predicted model, not a curated record. Gene Ontology annotation, cellular component: cytoplasm; Rab-protein geranylgeranyltransferase complex. Gene Ontology annotation, molecular function: Rab geranylgeranyltransferase activity.